AUGGGUGAUUUCUCGCAGCCGUUGAAAGACACCAUUGCGAGGAUAUUGAAAGCUGCCCAGGCCGCCGGAAAGUGGUCGGGCAUCUACUGCCCCGACGGCGAAUUCGCCAAACGUUACUCGGACAUGGGUUUCCGGAUGGUCUGCGUGACAAAUGACAUGACAGCCAUCCCCGUGUAUCUGGCCGAAUCUCUCGCAAAGGCCACCCGGUCAGCGCCUGGAGCGGUCAAAGGCGCGGCGGACAGAGCGGGCAAGUGA
Fonsecaea multimorphosa CBS 102226 is the source of this 255-nucleotide messenger RNA. RefSeq lists its product as uncharacterized. The transcript is spliced from 2 exons. The record is from RefSeq and is a predicted model, not a curated record. NCBI's taxonomy places the organism in Eukaryota, Fungi, Ascomycota, Eurotiomycetes, Chaetothyriales, Herpotrichiellaceae. Bases 1 to 255 code for a protein of 84 amino acids. Gene Ontology annotation, molecular function: catalytic activity.